AUGGAAAUCGGCGCAUUGCAAUUCUCGCCGUGCAUGUCGCAAUUGAAAUCAUUACGCACGACCUCUGCAGUGAGGACGAGGGUUUGCGGGACGUUGAGCUCCAGUAAAGCCCUCCCCAACAACCGGCGUGUGCUGGGUGAUGUCAUUAAAAGGGCCCCCGAAGCCCCACCAGGGGAAGCAACCCCUCCACCUUUUCCAGUGAAUCCUACGCCGCAGCAGAGCCGUCAAAUUUCAGGUGAACGCCGUUGGCAAAUGUCAAUCCCAGGCGCAGUGUUGGACCUGCACGCAUUGAGGCAUUGGCCCGCACGCCAAGGAAGGCCGGCGCCUCGCGAAUGGCCUUCACAAGGUGCCACGCAGCAACGGCAGACCUCCCAGCGGUGCGCCUCCCCUCAACCAGAGGCGGGGGCGGUGCGGGCGGGUAGUCUGUUUAACUUUUAG
Molecule: messenger RNA, 438 nt
Organism: Trypanosoma conorhini
Lineage: Eukaryota; Euglenozoa; Kinetoplastea; Trypanosomatida; Trypanosomatidae
Exons: 1
Coding region: 1-438 (145 amino acids)
Source: RefSeq, a predicted model, not a curated record